Molecule: messenger RNA, 2963 nt
Organism: Pygocentrus nattereri (red-bellied piranha)
Lineage: Eukaryota; Metazoa; Chordata; Actinopteri; Characiformes; Serrasalmidae
Product: Fc receptor-like protein 5
Exons: 13
Coding region: 4-1599 (531 amino acids)
Biological process (GO): cell surface receptor signaling pathway
Molecular function (GO): transmembrane signaling receptor activity
Source: RefSeq, a predicted model, not a curated record
GGUAUGGAGUUCAGGUCACUCUCUGUGAUACUCUUGCUGAUCUCAUUUGAUCAAGUUGAGCAUUCUCAAGCUCUGUAUAAGGCAGUUCUGACUGUGUGGCCUAAAGGACCACAAAUAUUCAGUGGAGAGACCGUCACACUCAGAUGUUUAAUCCCAGGACAGAGAAUAACAGCCUGGAAGUACUACUGGUUCAGCGGUGACAGAAAACUUCACUCCUCUGAUGAAAACUACUAUGUCAUAAGAGACAUAAACAGGCAUCACAAUCUGAAAUACAAAUGUUAUGGUUAUUGGAAACUGGGCCUCAGAGUCUCUACCUGGAGUAAUGAAGUGACUCUCCCAGUGACAGCAGAAAAACCUAAACCUGAACUCACAUCAAGCCAUAAAGGAGCUGCACUGAUAGGAAAUCCAGUGGUUCUGUACUGUAAGCUGGAUCAGUCUGCUGGAUGGAGGUUUUACUGGUCCAAACACACACAGAGCCCUGAGACUGAGACCAAGACUGAAACACACUCCUACACCAUCAGCUCAGUCAGUGUCUCUGAUGGAGGACAGUACUGGUGCAGAGCUGGGAGAGGAAACCCAGUCUACUACACCCAUUACAGUGAUGCACUCUGGAUAAAUGUUACUGGUGUUUCUCCUCCAGUCUCUCUGAUGGUCAGUCCCAGCAGAGCUGAACACUUUAUUACUGAUUCUCUCUCACUGAGCUGUGAGGGACAGAGUGACUCUACUGGAUGGAGAGUGAGACGAUACACACACAGUGAGAAGGUGUCAGAUUGUUCAUCAGGCUGGGGAUCAGUUGCAGGAUCUACAUGCAGCAUCAGCUCCCUCAACACAUCCCACACUGGAGUGUACUGGUGUGAGUCUGAAUCUGGAGAGAGCAGCAGUCCUGUCAACAUCACAGUGACCAAUGGUGCUGUGAUUCUGGACAGUCCUGUCCAUCCUGUGACUGAGGGAGAUCCUCUGACUCUGCGCUGUUUAUAUCGUGACCCAAAGCCCUCAAACCUCCCAGCUGAGUUCUAUAGGAAUGGAUCACUCCUCCAGACUCAGAAUACAGGAGAGACGACCAUCCGUACUGUCUCAAAGUCAGAUGAAGGUCUCUACCACUGUAAACACCCAGAGAGAGGAGAGUCUCCACAGAGCUGGAUCUCAGUCAGAGCUGCUGAAUCUGCUCCUAAUCACGUUGGAGUUGUAGGAGUAGGUUUUGCUGUGUUGUUCAUCAUCUUACUGAUACUGCUGUGUCGCUACAGAGCUAACAAAGGACAUCUGGCGAACAUCAAUCGGAUGUCAGUUCAGAACUGGAGAGAGUCAGGAGCUGAGGACUCUCAGUCUGGAUACAUGCGAGAGCAGGCUGGAGAUGUCCAUGUUUAUGACACUAUUCAAAGAGCAGAUGCUGACACUGGAUCCAUAGAAGUGACUUAUGCUGAUAUUGAACUGAAAACAAAGAAGAAACUAAAGAAAAAACAAGAGAUGAUAAGUGUGAAUGCUGACACUGUGUACUCAGAGGUGAAGCAGAACACAAACGAAGGUGAUGUCACUGGACUUGAUUCAACACAUGGUUUUAACAGAAAACUUAAGAAUAAAUUUCAGGUCCAAGAGGAGUGAGAACAAAAGCAGUAUAUUACUGAAGAUGUGAGAGAACGCAAGCCAGAAGCUGAUCAUAUGUAUACAUGUGCAAUAGCAGUUUGACUAAGAGAUAAUUCCACCAACAAAUCACAUUUAGGUAUUACAUUUAAUUUUCAGUGGGAGUACGAUAUGAGAAAAAUAAUAGCUCUUUUUGCACAUGUCCUGCUUUUAACUGGCUAAACCUGAUGAAACAUCAACCUGCAAGUCUUGGUAUAGAAACUUUUAGUUGUUCUAUUAAAAAAUAUGUAAAUGAUAAUAUAAUAUAGCUUGCUAAGAAUGUGGCCAUUCAAGUAUUUAAAGCCAGUAAAAAUGUUCAUGUCAUCUAUUAUUUUAGCAAUUUAGUGUCAUGUAUUCAGCCAGUCAGCCUAGGAACUACAUUUUCCAGAGAGUUCCGCCUCAUCACCAGACUCCAGGAAGAUCAUCAGCGGCCAAUCACCGCUCAAGUUCGUCUGAAUACUGAUGUUCAUCUUUGUGCUUGUCUCAUGUGACUAGUGUAGGUUAAUAUUUAAGCCCGGGCUUUAGACAGGUUACUUUGCAGGGUAUUGCAUUCCUAGUUAAUCUACCGAGCAUUAUUUCAGGUUUGAUCUCCAGUGUUUUUGACUUAGUGUUUUUCUCCUGUUUCUCGUUGACGUUGCUUUUUGGACUUGUCCUUUUGUACUGUUGCCUGGUUGUUUUAGUAUUCGGUUUUUGACCUUUUGCCUAUGUUUUUGACUCUGCUUUGCCUGUCUUGGUUAUGUUUGCCUUCUGUGUUUUGUGGAUUACCUUGGAACUGACCCAUGUCUGUGUAUUGACGACGAUAUCUCUGCCCGACUCCCAAGCUAAAGCUUCUUUUGUGUUUUAUAACCGUGAGCGUCUGCUUAUUGGUCAAAUGUUGCAUUUAGACUGAUGUCCUGCAAUAAGUUGUUUAUCCAGUGUGGUGAUUUGCUUUAUAAAGAUGUACAUUUUAUAUAUUCAUGUGAAAAGAUUUUGUCCACUAUGAGGGAGAUUCUUUUGAGCAAGAGAGAGUAUUUGAUUAAUUUAUAUUAAAUAUAGAGCAUGUUAUCACCAGCAAGUAUCUGCAUUUGAUAAGCAGUCAGGUUACACCAGUCAGAUUACUGAACCUACAUCAGGUUCGGUAAGUCUGAAAUAACAGUAAGGAAAAAAGCAGCUUCAGUACUUUCUGAGCUGAGUUUCAGUAGCUCACUAUAGUGCCAUCUCCCUGUAGUCCACCAAAAUUCACUUAAAUACAAUCAAAUAUUUUUUUUGAAAUCGCUAUGAACCUUUUAACAGUGUUUUAUAAACAUUUUGAUGUAAUAUUUUUUACUCUGUUAAUAUAUUGUGUGUAUUUUUGUACUGAUGUACUG